Molecule: messenger RNA, 822 nt
Organism: Porites lobata
Lineage: Eukaryota; Metazoa; Cnidaria; Anthozoa; Scleractinia; Poritidae
Source: the annotation of a GenBank genome assembly
AUGAAAGCGAAUUUCAGUGACACGUCAGCCAUGCCAAGUUAUUCGGUCAUGACCGUCAAUAUGAACGGGAGUGGAAAACCAUUUGAAAGAAGGGACCUGUCAUCGAAAAUCAUAAGAGCGAGCCAGCCGUCUUUGGUAUUUUGUCAGGAACUUCCAAACUGUUUCGAAAGAGAGGUGGUCCGAAAAUGUAAGGGUACGUGUGAUUACGAUUUCCUUUUCACUGAUAAAGAAACGGCAGUGAUGUGGAGUAAAAAUGAUUUUCGGGGCGAGCCUGUGGAUGCCGCGGUUAAAAGAAGAAGUUUUGACACAGUGGUUGCAUCACAGAACUUUAAUAGCGACGUGAGUGAGAUACCUGCGCGAACUUCAGUUGUUAAAUUAACAAGUAAAGGAGACGAAGCUUGUAGUGUCUUAGGAGUCUCUUGGCACGGGCCUCACUCCGCAACGGAACAAAAAAAACAGGAUGUCUUGAAAGGCCUCUCUCUCUUUUUGAAAGAGAUAUGUCGGAAGACGAAUGUAUCCUCAAUUAUUAUAGGAGGAGACUUCAACUUGAACACUUUAGACGAGAAUGGCUUACGAGAAUCGAACGUGUACUUUCCAAGUUAUAAGUUGAGCCCUCGAGGUGAACGUGCGAAAGAACGUAAGGGACCAGGACGUCGCUACAUCGCCUACAAGGAUAAUUUUGCCAUUAUAACCACUUCGCCUUCUGUGGUUCGCCCUGGAGACAUGAAAUUGUCGAAAGUGAAGCCCCUUUCAGAGGAAAAAGAUAUAUUGGACCACGACCCCAUCAUAGGCGUUCUUCAGCUUGAGAAAACUCCGUCAACU